Molecule: messenger RNA, 1728 nt
Organism: Trichoplusia ni (cabbage looper)
Lineage: Eukaryota; Metazoa; Arthropoda; Insecta; Lepidoptera; Noctuidae
Product: nucleoside diphosphate kinase 6-like
Exons: 3
Coding region: 204-719 (171 amino acids)
Biological process (GO): CTP biosynthetic process; GTP biosynthetic process; UTP biosynthetic process
Molecular function (GO): nucleoside diphosphate kinase activity
Source: RefSeq, a predicted model, not a curated record
GUUUCUGCAUUGCUCAUCGGGCCUUCGUAUUGCAUCUCCGUUAUCAUAGCUGUCAGUCAGUUGUCAUCAUGUCAUUCAAACUUCAAAAGAAGAAAAGCGAGAGAAAAACAGAAAAUAUAUGGGAAAUCUGUUUACAUAAUUAUAAAAACGGAAUAAAAGUAAUUAAUAUGAGAGAAAGUUAAGUUAAUAAACAAUUAUUUAAAAUGCAACAACUUCAACUAACAUUGGCUAUCAUUAAACCGCACGCGGUAAAGAAUCCAGUAGCAUUGUCAUUCAUCAGAAAUGUAUUAAAACAAAAUUUCAUUGUAGUAAAAACCAAAAGAGUUACUUUAGACCAAAAUGCAGCUAGUGUAUUUUACAAGGAACACGUAGGAAAGUUCUUUUAUAAUCGUUUAACAACGUUUAUGACUAGUGGUUCCAUUGAUUUACAUGUUUUAGCUCAUAUGAAUGCAAUUCAGCUUUGGAGAAAAAUUUUAGGCCCAACUAGUGUAUACAAAGGACAAUUUCAAGAACCGUAUUGUUUGCGAGGCAUGUUUGGUCUCUCUGAUACAAGAAAUGUGGCACAUGGCUCAGAUUCACCCGACUCUGCAGAAAGGGAGAUCAAGUUCUUCUUUCCUGAGUUCUCAGUAUACCAAUGGCGUAAAGAGGAUGAAGAAUGGUAUAGAAAAGGCCCCAUAGUGUUCAACCAACAUUUGUUCCAACAUGUUAAGAGAUUGUGAUGUUUGCCUAAAGACCAAAGUAUAGCAUAAUUUUAAAAAGUGAUAAAUGGUAAUUGCUUGUAACUUAGCCUUUCGUAAAGGCCAAUUUUGUAGAAGUUUAAAAUAAUCUAUUUUCUAUAACCCAUCCUUUUUAAUUUCUUUUUAAGUUUAGCCAUGUGUAGCAUGCCAUUUGAUAUGCACAUAAAAUCUAAACGUUUUUUACGACAUGGCCUCUCAGGCUAAAACAAAUAUUUAAUAUCUUGAUUGAUAUUGUUCCUUUUGGUGCCACACAAUAUACCUAUCUAUCCUUGUGUUCUAUCUUGAUAUUACAAUGAGUAUUUAGGUAUAUAGAAAAAACAAUUGAUCUUUCAGUGGGUUUUUAAAAUUAAUCAAUAAAAUAUAAAAAACCUACACCUGUCAGGAAAAGAUUAGUUUGCCUCUGCCACUGUGGGGCUAAAAUAAUAGCGAUGGGAUCAGCCAGCAGGGAUUUGAAAAGCAAUUACAAACUGUUAGUAGAUUUCAAACACCCACUAGGUAUAAUACUAGUAACUCUCAGCACUGUGGGAGUCAACUGAUGUAUUAUGUACCACAGAAACUGCUUUCACUUGACUACUGGCUGUUGCCAUAUUGGUGUCACUUGAAUCUUUUAAGUAGUAGCCUAGUCCAUACUGUGAUUUAACUACAAAAACAUUGUUUUACUGUAUAGUAUAUAAUUAUGUAAAAAUAAACAAGAUGAUGAUAUCUAUGUAAAACUAACAGAAAAAUAUUACUCCUUGUAACGUUAUGAUAUAUUAUAAAGAUGAUACUACUUAAAGACUUGAUAAAACAUUGUGAUUUUAAAACAAACUGCUCGUGAAUAGUUUACUCUGAGUAAACUAAAUAGGAUUUAACUGCAAAUUUUAAGGAGCUGACAGUUUGUUUCUGUGCAUGAUUCAAAAUCGUAUAAUAGCUUUAGUUAAUUUAUUUUAUAAAUCAAAUAAUGUCAUCUAGUUGUUGCAAGUCAUAGAAAUAUAAUUUCUAUUUAAAACCA